AUGAAAAAUGAAAAAAUUAAACUAGUAAGCUUCGAGGGGGACGAGUUUAUAGUUGACAAGUAUACUGCUUCCAUGUCCACGGUCAUCCUAAAUAUCCUCGAAGUGAUGACAACAGAAGAAGAUACAAUACCCCUUCCUAAUAUCAAAACUCAAAUUUUAAAAAAGAUUAUUGAAUACAUGGAAUAUCACAUACAUAACCCUGCAGAUGAAAUACCUAAGCCUUUAAUUACAUCCAAUCUGCAAGAUGUGGUAUCAAGCUGGGACUAUGAUUUUGUUAAUACGGAUAAGGAGACACUAUAUGAGCUUAUUGAGGCCUCUAAUUAUUUAGAUAUAAAACCGCUUUUAGAUUUAACUUGCGGUAAAAUUGCUUCCAUGAUGAAAGACAAAACGACUGAAGAGAUUCGAGCCGAGUUUGACAUUGUUAACGACUUUACAAGGGAAGAAGAAAAACAGAUAAGAGAAGAGAACAGAUGGUGCGGGGAUAUUUAA
Plasmodium malariae is the source of this 489-nucleotide messenger RNA. RefSeq names its product suppressor of kinetochore protein 1, putative (gene SKP1). The record is from RefSeq and is a predicted model, not a curated record. NCBI's taxonomy places the organism in Eukaryota, Apicomplexa, Aconoidasida, Haemosporida, Plasmodiidae. Gene Ontology annotation, cellular component: nucleus; cytoplasm. Gene Ontology annotation, biological process: SCF-dependent proteasomal ubiquitin-dependent protein catabolic process. Gene Ontology annotation, molecular function: cullin family protein binding. Bases 1 to 489 code for a protein of 162 amino acids. The transcript has 5 exons.